This is a messenger RNA of Stylonychia lemnae, 876 nucleotides long. The record is from the annotation of a GenBank genome assembly. Lineage: Eukaryota; Ciliophora; Spirotrichea; Sporadotrichida; Oxytrichidae.
AUGAAUACAAAGUAGAUCAAAAUUAGAGGAAACAUAGAUUUGAAUAACAACUCUUAGAUCGGGUAAAAGCACGAUUGGCUUCAUCCGAUUGAUUAGAAUCAUCUAAAUAGCAGAGCUGAUGAUUAUUUCAGAGAUGUCUCCUAUUAUCUAAAUUUACAAGUUAUUGAUACUUGCUAUUACAAUGAACAGAUGGAAUAUGUUCCAGUCCUAGUGCAAAUAAUGCAAGAGAAGGUCAAAUAAUCAUUCGGAGAUGCUGAAUAUUUGCUGCAAGUCUGGCACUCUUAGACUAAAAAGCAGAUCUUUCAAAUCCCUUUGAAAGUUAAAUACUAUUAAGUUUUUGAAGAUUAUCUUGUUUGCGCUUAUCACGAUAUGAAAUUGGUUUUCAUUACAGUUGAAGACUCUAGUUUAUUCAGAGCUAAAGAAGAUAUAAGGGUUGAUCAGUUGCCUCAGCUCACAUAUUAGUGCAAGCUGCCAAUACAAGCCUUGCUCCUUUUAAAUAUGUAGGAGAAAGUAGGAGGAGAUAAAUAAGAAGUUAAGAAGCUGAUCAUAGCUUUUGAGACAAUUUAAAAUCUCUUAGAUUUCAACUUUAUAAUCAUUAAUAAGGUUGAGACUGAUAAGCUCAAUAUUAGUUUCAAUCAAGCAAGAGAUGUAUUUCCAAGACCGUUAGUUUCUCCUGAUCCAGUAGUCCAGUGUAUAAUUAGAGUCAUGCUCACAAAGUUUAAUAACAAACAAAAAUAUGUGGUCUAGGGCGUUACUAGAAGAAAAUCAGGGCAAGUUGAUCUUUAUAGUAACAUGAUGUUUAAGCAGCAAGUUCCUGACUGUAAGUUUCCAAUACUUUUUUUAUCAAAAUAGUACUUUUUGAGCAAGUUGGAAUGA